Messenger RNA from Penicillium angulare, 2115 nucleotides. Its product is annotated as transcription factor protein. The record is from RefSeq and is a predicted model, not a curated record. The transcript is spliced from 6 exons. The coding region runs from base 1 to 2115 and encodes 704 amino acids. Gene Ontology annotation, molecular function: DNA binding; zinc ion binding; DNA-binding transcription factor activity, RNA polymerase II-specific. Lineage: Eukaryota; Fungi; Ascomycota; Eurotiomycetes; Eurotiales; Aspergillaceae. Gene Ontology annotation, biological process: DNA-templated transcription; regulation of DNA-templated transcription. Gene Ontology annotation, cellular component: nucleus.
AUGUCUGAAAUGGAAAACUUCGUCAAAUCCCCAUCAUCACAGCGGCCACGGACUGAACAACCAAGAGGCCCUGUAGCUACAGCGCGACCGCCCCCAUCUAGACGUCGGGACAAACCCCAACUGAGCUGCAAUGCAUGUCGGAAGCGAAAAGUUCGCUGUGAUCGCCUACACCCGUGCAUAGCCCGAGGGCCGGCCCAUGUACAAGAUCGGAUCAAUCAACUGGAAGGCCUCGUCCUUGGUCUAAUGAAGCAAAAUACAUCCAAUCCUCGACCGGGAGCCACAACACCAAAUAGCGUUAACAAUGUCGGCUGGCCAAAUGAUACACACAGAGAUCAAUCUCUUGAUGAAGGAGCGAAGAAUCCUCCACCCAACGCCUCACCUUCUCCAUCUGAUUAUGGAAAUAUACGUAUGCGUAACUCAGAGUCUAGCUAUGUCAGUAGCGCGCACUGGGCAGCAGUAUUGGAUAGCAUUUCUGAACUUCGAGAUCAUUUCGAGCAAGAGGAUGAGCAUAGCGCGCUGACUAUGCAUGAUGCCCAUGCCUGUGCUGGGUUUCCUGGUCCACAAUUAUUCUAUACUGGCGCCUCGUCAACUAUCAGUAUAGAUUCUAUACUGGAGGCUAUUCCUCCACGACUUGUGGUGGAUAGGUUGAUCUCACGGUACUUUAAUGACCUAGAUAUGGCAUCAGGUGUUCCGCACAGCGGCAAGUUCUUGCGAGAGUACGAAGAGUUCUGGAAAUGCCCUCGCAAAACACCAAUAAUAUGGAUUGGUCUACUCUUCACCAUGAUGUGUCUCUCAGCUCAAGUUCAGCAUCAUUUCCUCGACUCAAACUCGAACGCAGAUCCACAGAACCAACAUUCACAAACCAGCACGCAAACAGCUUUAUUCCGCGAAAAAAUCACCCACUGCCUAAUAUUGGGACACUAUACAAAAGGUGGACCCCACGUCCUAGAGACCCUGAUCCUUUAUCUGAUGGUAGAAGUUUUCCCAUCAAAAGACACAGCAUCUGGUCUUCGCAUCCUAGUCAGCACAAUAGUCACAAUAGCUACACAGAUGGGUUAUCACCGCGACGCAUCCCAUUUCCCUAACAUCUCUCCUUUCGCAGGAGAGGUUCGACGACGAGUAUGGGCUUUGAUCGUGCAACUUGACUUCAACAUCUCGAUGCAAAUGGGACUAGCGCGAUUUAUAAAGGAAAGCCAAAUCGAUGUUUCUGAGCCACGAAAUCUCUUCGAUUCAGACUUUGAUGAGGGCUGUACUGAGCUGCCGUCAUCUCGUCCCGAGACAGAGGUGACACCUACACUUUACACACUGACGAAGGUAAGAUUGAUUGUCAUUGGUGCUAAAGUGGCGGACGCAUCGACGGAGCCGAAGCCGUACUCUUACCAUGCUGUCUUGGGACUUGAUACGCAGAUAGAUGAAGUCAAGACUACCUUACCACCUGCUAUGAGGUGGAAUGGGAUGGCAUGUUCACUAGCUGUUUCGGCCCAGAUACUCAUGAAAAGAAUUUGGAUUGAGAUAUGCGUUCAUCGAUUGAAGAUAGUUUUGCAUAAGAGGUUCAUGCUUAUUUCUGAGUCGAGGGAGACCAAUUCAGUGCAGGGUGAGUAUUCAUUUUCGCGAAAUAUAUGUUUAUCGGCUGCUAUGAAGAUUCUGGAGCUACAACAUCUUGUUGAUGAGGAGACUAAACCUGAUGGACGAUUAUAUAAGUGUCGGUGGAGGCUCACGGCAUCAUUCUUUCAUGAUUUUCUGCUUGCUACCAGUAUUCUGUGCUUCUAUCUUCAGAACAAUACUGGGAAGUUUGGAAUUGGUGUUCGAGAGACUGGUUCUGAUCUUGGCACCGAGAACAAUGAUCUUGAUCUUUUUAAGGUAAAGGAGUUGUUGAGAACCUCACAGAUCAUCUGGCGACGAGAGAGUCAUAGCUCUCAGGAGGCUCGAAGAGCUGCGUUUGCUUUACACUAUAUUUUAGGGGAUCCUGAGACAGGGCCUAGCCACUCAGGACCUACCUCAACCGUGAUGUACUUUCCAGGUCAUUUUGCAGACAUGAUGUCUGGAUGCGACUUUCUCGCCGACCUGGAUAUCCAAUUUCCAAAUGAAGUUUUAUCCUGGCCACAGCAUAUUUAG